GCAAAGACGCGCCGUGCCUGUGCAGCACCACAGCAUCAUACUCGCCACUCGAAGCCUCUGUAACCUUAUCCACCUUUCCGGCAGUUGAUCGCCGAACGUUGGAUCUGCUGCACUUUCCGGGUCACAGUCGAAGUGAAUUCCUUUGUAUAAGGAUUGCUGCUUAUCUGCAUUCUUUUACUUAUCUGUCCGUCUUACGAUGGCUAACAGCGGACCAACCUACGGGAUGAGCGCGGCAGUGGCGCGAAAGCUGCAAGGGAAGCGCGACACGGACCAGGAGGCGGCGGCGCUGCAGUGGAUCUACGCCAUUCUGGGCGAGCGCCCGCCCAACACGCCCUACGAGGACCUGCUGCGCGACGGACAGGUGCUGUGCAGGUUCGCCAACAAGAUCCAGCCGGGCGUGGUGCCGCGCAUCAACAGCGGGCCGGGCCAGUUCAAGCUGAUGGAGAACAUUGCCGCCUUCCAGCAGGCAUGCAAGGCGCUGGGCGUGCGCGAGAGCGACGUCUUCCAGACUGUGGACUUGUGGGAGCGCCGCAAUCUCAGCCAGGUCACCAACUGUCUCUCGGCGCUGGGCAGCGUGCUGCAGAAGACGCACCCCCAUCUGCCCAUGUUCGGACCACGCAUUUCCGAGGCGGCGCCGCGCGAGUUCACCGAUGAGCAAAUGCGCGCCGGCGACAGUUACAUUAGCCUCCAGUAUGGCACAAACCAGGGAGCCAACCAGAGCGGUCAGAACUUUGGCAACACUCGCCACAUGUAAGAUAGGGCAGAAAGAUCCAUGCAGUUCAACGCCCGCUUCAGUCACCUGCAUUAAGCACGGGCCGGGUGCUUUGCCUGUACACGGCACUACAACUGCCGCCGUUGUGAGCUCCUCUUCCGUCGUGCUCUUUAUCGACUGCUUGCUUUACUGUGCUUUUUCAUAGCCUAUCUACGUGUUUACUUCUUCUGGUUACAGUCUUCUAUUUUCCUGUAUCACAGAGCAUGUUUCGUCUAGAAUUUCUUGUUUGCGACCUGGUUGAUAUUAUUGUGAAGUGUGCGGCCGGUCCCUUUCUGCCGCCGCCGCUUUUCUGUAAGCACUACAUCCAGUUGCGUCAUUAUACUCAGUUUGUGCAGCUACAUAUCUACGCCAACGGCAGCUGCAUUCGUGGAUCUGUUGGUUUUUUAUGUGUCUAAUUACUUGUUGCAUUUAGUAUCGGGAUUCGCAUAUAAAAUCACAAACUGCA
This is a messenger RNA of Paramacrobiotus metropolitanus, 1217 nucleotides long. RefSeq names its product myophilin-like. The record is from RefSeq and is a predicted model, not a curated record. NCBI's taxonomy places the organism in Eukaryota, Metazoa, Tardigrada, Eutardigrada, Parachela, Macrobiotidae. The transcript has 5 exons. Gene Ontology annotation, molecular function: actin binding. The coding region runs from base 197 to 754 and encodes 185 amino acids. Gene Ontology annotation, biological process: actomyosin structure organization.